CUUUACCUUCAUCUGGGCGAAAGAAAUCUCAUUGACGCGUAGUGAUAUGUUGUGAUUCAUUCGUUUGUAGUAUUUUGCAAUAAUCAGUCAGCGUGUUAUAGGAUUUUAGAAGAAUUAGUGUUACCAUAUACAUGUUUGCUGUGGACAAGUAGAUGGGAAUACCUGUACAACAGAUUUUUAUUGGAGUAGUAUCCCUUGCUUACUUUGUGAAUGUCAUCGUACUUGCGAAUGGUGAUGACCAAUUGAUAUGUACGGGGUACACAUUCUACAAAGUGAAGAAAAAUGGGCAAGCAUUUUGUAAGGAAUGUCCAUCAUGUAUUGGUGGAGGAAUAGGAUGGAAUAUAACUGAAACAAGGAUUAAAGAUGAGCAUGGUUUCAGGUCGUGUUACAAGUGUGAGAAAUGUAAACCGGGAACAUUCCGUGUACUGGAAUCAUAUGAUUCGAAAUGCGAGCCGUGUGGCCUUGAUUGUGUCGCUAAGAACAGGUAUGGUUCCGUUAGAUGUGGAGGAGGGAAUCCCGGACAUUGUGGAGAGUGUUUUACUGGGUAUUACGCCACUUCGAAGGAAUCUAACAGUAGAUGUACCCUGAAGCCAACAGAAGGUGAUGAAGAUGUGAAAACAGUAACGGAGAAAACAACAACUACGGAACACAGGUUGGAAGAGAACAGACGUCAGCCUAAUCCUUUAGCAAACGUUCCCAUAUGGAUUCCUGGUGGAAUUCUGUUUAUUGCAUUCCUAGCAGUAAUAGCUUUUGGGAUUAUCGCUGCUCUUUGGCAAAAGAGAAAUAGGACAUCGGCACAGACUGAUAUUGCAUAUGACUCGAAAAUUCGUCUGAUAAGCAAUAGCAGUAGAUUAGAUGAAGAAAACUUGGAAACAGAUGGUGACCACGGUGUCAAGGCCAGGGGAGAACUUCCGGUAGCCGUAACUUUGAAUGAGAUUGAGGCUAUGGGCUUUAGUUCGUCUUCUAAACGGCUGGAAUCCCCGAACUUUGACAGAAUUCUACACAAAGACGAUAAAACGUUAGAUGUCGUUGCCAACAACAUACAUGGUGAGAGGAGACAUGAAAUGUUUGAAACCUACCUAAAACUACCUAAAUCCAAGACCUCGCCUGAGGAAGAGAAGUUUCAUAAGAAUUUAUGUUCCUUUCCUGCUUACAUUCUGGAAGUACUGAAAAUAUGGCUUCAAUAUGCGGACAAAGAGGCUACCCUGAAAAAUCUUUGUAAAGCUUUAGAAAUGGCAAGUUUUAAUGAUGUUGUAGGCAAGGUCCUAGAUUUGCCAGAAAACCAGCCAGGUCUGGGUAAUGUAGAUGAAUGUUAAAGAUAUAUAAGAUUUUACACGAGUUGUCAUUUUGAUAUGGGCUAACAUUAAACAAAUCUGAUAAAGUAUUAUAUAAAUGGCGGCUUUGUGGAGCUAUAUCGCAUUGUUCGGACAACUUUAACUCUUACCAUGGUAGAUAUCUUAAAUGGACUUGUCUGUUUUUCAACAUUUACAUAAUUAUUCAUCAAAUUUAGUGGAAAUUUCAAAAUAUUAACUGACUACAUUUCUAUUAGUACAUACCAUGAUCAGACAGCUCGAGUGUCCCGGUAGGUUAUGGUCUGCACGGGUAACAUGAGUAGAAUCUGUUGCCACCAGGAUCCGGUUGUUCAAACAUUGGUUAGUGUUAAUUUUAACCAACGUUUUGAACAACCCGGUCCAGCAGGCUAAGGGUUAAGUUAAUGUAAGUCUAUAGCGUCAACGAAUGUAAGAUUUUUAUCACAUUAUAUGCCAGGACAUUCCGAAAAAAAACAUCUUAAUGACAGUUUCACGACCUAUAAUUAUAUAUUUAACGAUAUAAGGAAAAUGGUUAUGUAAGAUUGAAACACAAGGGUCAUAUGAUUAAUUUAUCGUUCAGGUAGUUGAUACAAAAUAGUAUGUUUAUACAUGUAGUUCUAACAAUAAGAAAAAAUGAUUAUAGUUUUUUUUUUGCUAUUUAAUUAAUUUCAGUAUUUAAAAAAUAUUACAUGUAUUAACAGCUAUAUAAGAAAUAAAACAUUUCUUAUCGUUAUUAGACUGAAUAUGGCUAAAACUAUUUUGGUUCUUUACUCGCAUGUUAUCUUUUGUUAAAAUAUGGCUACACAAAUAUUUUGAUGUUAUUUUUUGCUUCAAAUAUAGCACUAAAAUUGUUGUUGAUUUUUAUUAUGGUUCGUUGUUAUCAAUCUCCAGAAACAAUCAUGAUCUUUUUUUAAGUUUGGUCACUUUUUGCUCAGGCUGUAACACAUAAGAAUUCCAUUAAUUGUUUUUUAUCCAAUUUGUAAAUAUAUGAUAUUACUAUUAUUUAUCAGUGUAUAUUAUAUUUAGUCAGGAAAUUAUUCAAGUGUUAAU
Molecule: messenger RNA, 2360 nt
Organism: Ruditapes philippinarum (Manila clam)
Lineage: Eukaryota; Metazoa; Mollusca; Bivalvia; Venerida; Veneridae
Exons: 8
Coding region: 153-1316 (387 amino acids)
Biological process (GO): signal transduction
Molecular function (GO): protein binding
Source: RefSeq, a predicted model, not a curated record